This is a messenger RNA of Limanda limanda (common dab), 437 nucleotides long. RefSeq names its product interleukin 17a/f2 (gene il17a/f2). The transcript is spliced from 3 exons. The record is from RefSeq and is a predicted model, not a curated record. NCBI's taxonomy places the organism in Eukaryota, Metazoa, Chordata, Actinopteri, Pleuronectiformes, Pleuronectidae. Gene Ontology annotation, molecular function: cytokine activity. Gene Ontology annotation, cellular component: extracellular region. The coding region runs from base 12 to 437 and encodes 141 amino acids.
ACGACCAGAACAUGAAGCUGAGACGCAGCGUCGGAGAACUGCUGGUGUGUUGCACUGCAUUGUGGGUAGUCGUGUCCUCCUCCUCCUCGCCCACUGGGACUGAAGCUCCUCCUCCUCCUGGAUGUGACUCCAUGUUGUCGUUCUCCUCUGAGGUCUCCUCCUUUUCUGGUGGACAAAGCAACGUCAACAGGAGGUCUCUGUCUCCGUGGAAAUGGAGCUCGUCCACUGUGAAGGACCGGAUCCCCUCCACCGUCUGGGAGGCCGAGUGCCUGGACGCCUUCUGCUCCGGUCUGGACGAACACCGGCUGAUGUCAGUUCCUGUCUACCAGAGCGUCCUGGUCCUGAGCCGCCAGCAGGGGGCGCGCUGCUACACCGCGUCCUACCUGUCGGUGGCCGUGGGCUGCACCUGCGUCUGGGCCCAAACCAACCAGAACUGA